UACUCUCCACAAUUACUCCGGCAUUCAAUACGCGCACCCUCCACCCUUCCCCCUCCCCUCCCCACUCGUCUUCCUCCUCCAAUCCUCCCGUCUCCAUCGCCGCCGCCGUCCCUUUCUCCCUCCCUCCCCUUCUCCUCCACAUCUACACGCCGGCCACCUACUAGCUCCUCCGACGUCGUCCUCGAUCGUCUCAUGAUCACUGGACUUAGCUUCAUCCCAAUCCGAUAGAGCUGUUUUAUCGGUCCACUCACGCGUGUAUACGAAGAUCGGAUCGGAAGUUGCUUCCUUUUGCUCUUGCAGAGGCUUAGAUCUAUGCUCGGGGAGGAAGGAGCGUGCAUGGUGAGGCUCUAGGGUUUUGUGUAAGGCCAGGGAGGAGAUUAGCUCCUCCCAGCUAUGCCCGGGGGCCUGAUGAUCCCCGGCCGGAACAUGCCGACAGCGGCCGCCAUGAUCGGCGGCCUCGCCAGCUACGCAGCAUCCCUCGGCCAGAAUAUGAUGGAUGGGCACCACCAGCUCGCUAUGAUGCAGCAGCAGCAGCAUCAGAACCACGGCCAGCAGCAGCAGCACCCACCGCAAGCAGCCACGAGCGAGAGCGAUGCACGCGGCCCACGCCACGACGAGCUGAUGAUGGAGAGCAAAUCUGGCAGCGACAACAUGGAGGGAGGUGCCGGGUCAGGCUCCGGUGGUGAGGAGCUACAGGAGGAUCUCAGCCUGCAGCCAGCCCGCAAGAAGCGCUACCACCGCCACACCCAACACCAGAUCCAGGAGCUCGAAGCGUUCUUCAAGGAGUACCCUCACCCUGACGACAAGCAGAGAAAGGAGCUGAGCCGGGAGCUGGGCCUGGAGCCUCUCCAAGUCAAAUUCUGGUUCCAGAACAAGCGUACCCAGAUGAAGACGCAGCAGGAGCGGCAUGAGAACAUGCAGCUGCGCGCAGAGAACGAGAAGCUGCGAGCUGAGAACGCGCGAUACAAAGAUGCUCUUGCCAAUGCCUCAUGCCCAAACUGCGGUGGCCCAGCCACGGCCGUCAUUGGUGAGAUGUCCUUCGAUGAACACCACCUUCGCAUUGAGAAUGCGCGCCUCCGGGACGAGGUCGAUCGCAUCUCCACCAUCGCUGCCAAGUACGUUGGCAAGCCCGCAGGUAGCCUGCUGCCCAACUUGUCAAAUAUCUCCUCGGCCUCAAUGGCGCCGUACCCACCACCGCCUCCACUUUCCUCCCACCACCUCCUGCCCGGUGGAACAGACAUGUUUGGUGGCCUUCACCUUCAUGGUGCCGCUGCUGGGUUUGACAAGGGGUUGGUGGUCGAGCUCGCCGUGGCCGCGAUGGAGGAGCUGGUGCGGAUGGCUCAGCUUGGCGAGCCGCUCUGGAUCCCUGCCCUUGUCGUAGACGGUGCUACCAUUGAGACUCUCAAUGAGGAAGAGUAUGCCCGUGGGUUCCCCAGCGGCGUUGGUCCCAAGUUGCCGGAGCUCCGAUCAGAAGCAUCACGGGAGACCGUUGUGGUCAUCAUGAAUCAUGUCAACCUCAUCGAGAUGCUCAUGGACGUGAACCAGUGGUCGACGCUGUUCUCAAGCAUUGUGUCACGGGCUGCAACCCUCGAGGUGCUCUCCACCGGCGUUGCCGGCAACUACAAUGGCGCGCUGCAGCUGAUGACAGCAGAAUUCCAGAUGCCGUCGCCGCUGGUGCCGACACGUGAGAGCCAGUUCUUGCGCUACUGCAAGCAGCACACAGACGGCAGCUGGGCGGUGGUGGACGUGUCCGUCGAGGGCCUGCGUGCCAGCGGACAGGCGGGUGCGCGUGGUCGGCGCCGCCCCUCAGGCUGUCUGAUCCAGGAGAUGCCCAACGGCUACUCCAGGGUGACAUGGGUGGAGCACGUAGAGGCAGACGACAUGAUGGUGCACGACCUAUACCGUCCCCUGGUAUGCUCUGGGCUGGCAUUCGGCGCACGGCGGUGGGCAGCAGCCCUGGAGCGGCAAUGUGAGCGCCUUGCCAGUGCCAUGGCCAGUGGCGUCCCGGCAGGGCCUUCCAGUGGCGGAGAUGCUGUAGGUGUGGUGACAUCAGUGGAGGGACGCCGGAGCAUGCUCCGGCUGGCAGAGCGGAUGGUCACGAGCUUCUGCGGUGGCGUGACUGCAUCGACGACGCACCAGUGGACUAAGCUGUCAGGCAGCGGUGCUGAGGAUGUGCGCGUGAUGACGCGUAAGAGCGUGGAUGACCCCGGCCGCCCGCCCGGCAUCAUCCUGAAUGCUGCCACCUCAUUCUGGCUUCCUGUGCCCCCGGCGCGUGUCUUCGGCUUCCUCCGGGAUGACGCCACCCGCAGCGAGUGGGACAUUCUCUCCAAUGGCGGAGACGUGCAGGAGAUGGCUCAUAUCGCCAAUGGACGUGACCACGGCAAUGCGGUCUCACUCCUCCGUGUCAAUAACGCCAACUCGAACCAGAGCAACAUGCUAAUCCUGCAGGAGUGCUGCACAGAUGCAACGGGGUCCUACGUGAUCUACGCGCCGGUGGAUGUGGUGGCCAUGAACGUGGUGCUCAACGGCGGUGACCCAGACUAUGUGGCACUUCUGCCAUCAGGGUUCGCCAUCCUCCCCGACGGGUCUGGUGCAGGUGGUGCGCCACCAGGGUUUGCCGUCCUCCCCGACGGACCUGGUGCAGGUGGUGGUGGCGGCGGCGGUGGUGGGUCACUCCUCACCGUGGCGUUCCAGAUCCUGGUGGACUCAGUGCCCACCGCCAAGCUGUCAUUGGGCUCCGUCGCCACUGUCAACAGCCUCAUUGCCUGCACCGUCGAGCGCAUCAAGGCUGCUGUCGCAGCCGACAACAUCGGCGGCGGGGGUGCCGUCCCCCAGUGACCAUCGCCAGUGGAGACUGAAUCUGAGGAGGGAUGAAGAGCAGGUCGCAUCAAAUCAAAUUGAAAUUUGGGAGGAUUUGGCAAUGCGGGGAUCGAGUCAAGAACGCACCGCGUACUCUCCUUGCAAAGUGUUGCCCUCUGAUCGAUUCACAAGUAGUAGCGAGGAGAGCAACACCUUGCAAGGGGAUUUGGUUCGGGCAUUGACUCUCUUCCUCCGUCCUCCCGUCGACCUGCCACUCUCCUCUUCAGUCCAAGGGUUGCAUUGUAGUAGAAGCUAGCUCAUCCAUCAGCUAGAAGCUAGACCAUGCAUAUAUAUGCAUAUAUAGCUUGUAAUUGGAUUUUCUUCCAUUGUAAUGUGUCUGUAUCUGGUUGUCUUCUCUCCCUGCUGUAUGGAGGGAUGUUGUCUAUGGAGACUGCAAGAGUCUAAAACCGGUCUAUUGGAAUUUUUUCCCAUCAAAUAUCCAUUCCUUAUGUUUUAUUCCGUUAAA
Messenger RNA from Sorghum bicolor (sorghum), 3325 nucleotides. RefSeq names its product homeobox-leucine zipper protein ROC7. Bases 394 to 2838 code for a protein of 814 amino acids. Gene Ontology annotation, biological process: regulation of DNA-templated transcription. Lineage: Eukaryota; Viridiplantae; Streptophyta; Magnoliopsida; Poales; Poaceae. The record is from RefSeq and is a predicted model, not a curated record. Gene Ontology annotation, molecular function: DNA-binding transcription factor activity, RNA polymerase II-specific; DNA binding; lipid binding. The transcript has 8 exons.